AUGAACAACAUAAUCAGGAGGGUUGCUUUGGCUUUCAUUGUUGCAUUAAGCUGCUAUUCGGAACAAGUUUCAUGUCAGAACAACAAUAAAAGCCAAGCUGCAGUUCAGCUCGUAGCCCAGGCCGUUUACGGAAGCAUGUCUAGUUUCACGGGCGUCUUCAAGGACGAAAUAAAAAAGAAUUUGGGUUUUUGCAUAGUUGAUGUAGAUGCUGAUUGGGACGGGGCAUUUAAUUUCACAAACGAUCUGACAUUUUUGACCUCAUGUUCCCAGUCUCUAAAAGGAGAUAUUUCACAGCGCAUAUGCACAGCAGCAGAAAUCAAACUAUAUGCCAGUGGUUUUGACAUAAAGUCGAAGGGCCAGUCUAACAACUUGCAGCCCAACAAGAACUGUAACUUGAGCGUUUGGCUUAAUGGGUGCGAACCUGGAUGGGGCUGUAGUGCUGCUGAGAAAGUUCAACUUAAUAAUACUAAGGACAUCCCUGUCAGGUCCACUGAUUGUCAGCCUUGUUGUCCGGGUUUCUUUUGCCCUCGCGGCAUUACUUGCAUGAUACCUUGCCCUUUAGGUGCUUACUGUCCACGUGGGCAGCUCAAUCAAGCUACUGGAAUAUGUGAACCUUAUCAUUAUCAGCUACCUGCUGGAAAGAAAAACCACAGUUGUGGGGGAGCAGAUGUUUGGGCAGACAUUUCAACCAGUUGGGAUGUUUUUUGUUCCGCCGGAUCUUACUGUCCGUCCUCCAUCCAAAAAAAUCCUUGCACGCAGGGACAUUAUUGCAGGACGGGCUCAACCGAUGAAGAAAGUUGCUUCAAAUUGGCGAGUUGUAAGCCUCAAUCGGCUAAUCAAAAUAUAACUGCAUAUGGUGUCAUGGUUUUUGCUGGGUUGAGCUUCUUGCUUAUCAUCAUAUAUAAUUGUUCUGACCAAGUUCUUGCAACCCGAGAAAGAAGAAUAGCAAAAUCAAGAGAAAGGGCUGCUGCAAGUGUAAGAGAAACACAAGCACGUGAAAAAUGGAAAUCGGCGAAAGAUAUUGCUAAGAAGCAUGCAGUAGGACUGCAAACUUCUUUAUCACGUACGUUUUCUCGUAGAAAAUCUAUGAAGGGGGAUCUGAAAGCUUUUGGUUCUAAAUCUGCGUCAGAAACUCCCUUGCCACCUGCGCCACCAGCAAGUGCUGGUACAUCAUCGAAAGGAAACAAAAAAGAUAAAAACAGCCUCACAAAAAUGAUCCAGAAAAUUGAGGAAGACCCUGAUAGUCAGGAAGGCUUUAAUGUUGAGAUAGGAGAUAAAAAUAUCAAAAAGCAAGCACCCAAAGGCAAGCAGUUGCAUACGCAAAGCCAAAUUUUUAAGUAUGCGUAUGGUCAGAUUGAAAAAGAAAAGGCUUUACAGGAACAAAAUAAGAACCUUACCUUCUCUGGAGUUAUUUCAAUGGCUAGUGAUAUUGAGAUCCGGAAGAGGCCUACGAUUCAGGUUGCUUUCAAAGACUUAACUCUCACUUUGAAUGCGAAAAACAAGCAUCUUCUAAGAUGUGUGACUGGGGAACUACAUCCUGGUCGAGUUUCAGCAGUCAUGGGCCCAUCUGGGGCUGGUAAAACAACAUUUCUUUCUGCUUUAACUGGAAAAGCAACCGGAUGUCAUACAACUGGCUUAGUUCUUAUAAAUGGCAAGGUUGAAUCUAUUCGGUCAUACAAGAAGAUCAUUGGGUUUGUGCCACAAGAUGAUAUUGUGCAUGGCAAUUUGACAGUAGAAGAGAAUCUGUGGUUCAGUGCCAGAUGCAGACUUUCAGCUGAUUUACCAAAAGCAGAGAAGGUUCUAGUCGUUGAGAGAGUUAUUGAGUCAUUAGGUCUGCAAGCAAUCCGAGAUUCUCUGGUUGGAACGGUGGAGAGGCGUGGAAUCUCUGGAGGUCAAAGAAAACGAGUGAAUGUAGGGCUGGAAAUGGUUAUGGAACCUUCACUCCUGAUUCUAGAUGAACCAACAUCUGGUUUAGAUAGUUCAUCUUCUCAGUUAUUGCUUCGAGCACUAAGGCGAGAGGCUCUAGAGGGUGUUAAUAUAUGCAUGGUCCUUCACCAACCAAGUUACACACUGUUCAAGAUGUUUGAUGAUUUUAUACUACUCGCUAAAGGUGGUCUUAUAGUGUAUCAUGGACCAGUGAAGAAAGUUGAAGAGUAUUUUUCCAGCUUGGGGAUUGUUGUUCCUGAUCGCGUUAAUCCUCCAGAUUAUUACAUAGACAUUUUAGAAGGGAUAGUAAAACCAAGCUCAAGCACAGCAGUAAACUAUAAACAACUACCUGUUAGAUGGAUGCUUCAUAAUGGGUAUCCUGUUCCUUUGGACCUGCUUCAGGGUGUCGAAGGGAUGGAAGGCACAAGUGGUGAAAGUUCCACACAUGGGGCAGCUACUCCAGCAGCAGAAGCCGAAGAUCCGUCUUUAGCUGGGGAAAUUUGGCAGGAUGUAAAAGUCAAUGUUGAGAAGCAGAAAGACUUCUUUCGAUAUACUUUCUUUACUUCAAAUGAUUUAUCUAAUCGGGUAACCCCUGGAGUCUUCCAACAAUACAGAUACUUUCUUGGAAGGUCUGGUAAGCAGCGGCUACGAGAGGCUAGAACACAGGCCGUAGAUUUUCUAAUUUUGUUACUUGCUGGAAUAUGCUUAGGAACACUUGCCAAAGUGAGUGAUGAAACAUUUGGAGCAACUGGUUACACAUAUACUGUCAUAGCAGUAUCACUCCUUUGCAAGAUCGCGGCUUUGAGAACAUUUUCACUGGAUAAGUUGCACUACUGGAGAGAGAGUGCAUCUGGCAUGAGUAGCCUGGCUUACUUUCUUGCAAAGGAUACAGUUGAUCAUUUUAAUACACUCAUAAAGCCGGUGGUCUAUCUCUCAAUGUUCUAUUUCUUCAACAAUCCUAGAUCCUCUGUCGUAGAUAACUACUUUGUUUUGCUGUGCUUGGUGUACUGUGUCACUGGCAUAGCUUAUAUAUUGGCGAUCUCACUUGAACCUGGUCCUGCCCAAUUGUGGUCGGUGUUACUUCCAGUAGUUUUGACACUUGUAGCAACCAGUGAUAGUGUAGCUGAGAGCUCAUUUAUGGGCAAGGUAGCUGACGUUUGCUACGCAAAGUGGGCUCUUGAAGCAUUUGUGAUAUCAAACGCUAAAAGAUAUGCUGGGGUUUGGUUAAUAACCCGAUGCGGUGCACUAAAUCUCCGUGGCUAUGAUCUCAACAACUGGUAUCAAUGUCUCAUUUUUCUUGUGGUAACGGGAGUACUUAGUCGCAUUGUGGCAUUCUUUUGUAUGAUCACUCUCCAGAAGAAAUGA
Messenger RNA from Neltuma alba, 3291 nucleotides. Its product is annotated as ABC transporter G family member 28-like. Gene Ontology annotation, biological process: transmembrane transport. The record is from RefSeq and is a predicted model, not a curated record. Lineage: Eukaryota; Viridiplantae; Streptophyta; Magnoliopsida; Fabales; Fabaceae. The transcript has 14 exons. The coding region runs from base 1 to 3291 and encodes 1096 amino acids. Gene Ontology annotation, cellular component: membrane. Gene Ontology annotation, molecular function: ATP hydrolysis activity; ABC-type transporter activity; ATP binding.